UUAGCGGCUCCUGCUGAUCUUUUGGUUACUCUCGAUGCGAUUUGUGCACAUUGUAGGGGAUUCUUGAACAAAUUCGCCCCCUUUUAAGUUUUAUCCCCUUUCUUUUUCAGUUCCGACCUCGCUUUUGGUGUCUGUUGUCAUAGCUGCCCCGCAAUUUGGAGUGGACCGCCCUCUUGACUGUAUCACCCUAUUAUGGUUUAUGGGCUCUGAAAAGAACAGAUAGACAAACACAUCCGAGAAUUGGCUCCAUCGCAGGGUUCUGAUUUGUAGCAUAGGGAGCAUGGCUGAUGGGGGUGUUGUGGUAGCCAUUUGCCAGUACGGUGGAGAAUUCACUUCUGGGCCCAAUGGUAAUCUGAUAUACAAAGGAGGAGAAGCGCAUGCUGUUGAUGUCACUCGUGAUUUCUCCCUGGAGAGCUUCAAGGAUGAGGUGUCCAAGGUGUUCCAUGUUGAUGUCACUGACAUGUCGCUCAAGUAUUUUCUUCCGAAUAAUAACAAGACACUUAUCACAAUAUCAUGUGAUCGGGAUAUGCAAAGGAUGGUUGAUUUUACUAUCAGAGCCGCACAAGUGGAUGUUUUUCUGAUAAGUAGAGAAGAGAACAGGAGUAUUGUAACGCAUUCUGGAGCUACACCUGGCUCUAUUGCAAGUGGCGACAAAAGGAAAAGGGCCAUCUCCAAAAAUAAGGUAACCAAAAGUAACAAGAAGACUACCAAAGCUCCUGGCAAUGCUGUUCUAGCUAGCACCAAUAAUGUGGGACAACCAAUUUCAGUUGUUACUGAAAAUGAAGACAACAGGGUUUUUCAGUUGGAAUUUGGGAAUGACAUGGCAAUUACCACAACCACAAGAGCUGGAGAUGCUUUCUUCACAACAGACUUUCUGGAUCAGCAAAAUAUUGCUCUUGUUGAUGAUAUCCCUAGGGAAACAGUUAGUAUGUUUGAUGAUGCAAUCAAUCCGUAUGUUGGUUCUGAGAUCAUGGAAGAGCCUCCCGAGGGACUUAACAAUCCUAUUGUGUUGUGGGAUGACAUUAUCAAAGAAGUUGGUCAAGAAUUUGAUAAUGUGAAGGACUUCCGUGCUCAGUUGUGCAAAUAUGCCAUUGUGAAAGGAUUCGUAUACCGAUUCAUAAAAAAUGAAACCACUCGCGUCACCGUAAAAUGUGCAGCAGAGGGGGGUUGCACCUGGAGGUUGCAUGCAUCCGAAUCAUCUCGUAACAAGAAAUUUGUUAUCAAGAAAAUGACAGAUGAACAUACUUGUGGAGGAGGAAGUGGAGGCGGUCAGCGUCGAGCAACAAGGCAGUGGCUGACUACUAUCAUUAAGGAGAAGUUGCAUCAGAACCCAAUGUUUAAGCCAAAGGACCUUGUAAAGGAAUUAUAUGAAGAAUACGGAGUUACACUAACAUAUUCACAGGUUUGGCGAGGUAAAGAAGUAGCGCAGAAAGAGCUGUAUCAUGCUAUCAGGGAAACUCACAGUCAUUUACCCUUGUAUUGUCAGAGACUUGAAGAGACCAACCCAGGGAGUAUAAGUGUUUUGUCUCCAGUGGUGGAUACCAAAUUCCGUCGCUUUUUCAUUGCACUCCAUGCUUGUUUGCAUGGCUUUGUAAAUGGCUGCAGACCUUUGUUAUUUCUGGACAAGGUUCCACUGAAAGCGACAAACGAGUUCAAGUUGCUUGUGGCUGCUGCAGUUGAUGCAGAUGAUGGUGUAUUUCCAGUGGCAUUUAAUGUGGUUGAAGAUGAAAAUUAUGAUAGCUGGGGUUGGUUCUUAAUGCAGCUGAAAAUGGCUCUCGAAAUUCACAACUACCCUUGCCAUGACAUAACAUUCUUGUCCAGUGGACAAAAGGGUCUGGAUGCUGCUGUCUCUCAAGUGUUUGAGGAUAGCCAACAUGCCUUCUGUUUGCAUCAUAUCAUGGAGGAAUUCAAAGGAGAGCUGAGGAAAGGACCAUGGUCACAACAAAUUAGGGAGGGGAUGGUGGAGGAUUUUACUCGUGCAGCCCAAGCAUGCGACAUCAAGGAUUUUAAUGUGUCCAUUGAAAGCAUAAGGAAUAUAUCCAGUGAAGCUGCUGACUGGAUCAUUGCAAGGAAGCCAGAGCAUUGGUCGGAUGCCUUCUUCAAAGGCUGUCGUUAUGAUCAUUUCUCCCUGAAUGUUGUUGAUACCUUCAAUAACUGGAUACCAAGCAACAAGGAGAGUUCCAUAGUGCUGAUGAUAGAUUCAUUAAGAAUGAAAAUUAAGGAAGUGAUAGAAUCAAGGCGUGAAGCUUGCAAUGCGUGGGAAGGGCCUUUAACACCCACGAUGGAAUACAAAGUCCAGGAUGAGAUGUUGAAGGCUUUUAAGAUGAAUGUGCUGUGCUCCUCCAAGACUGUUUUUGAAGUGAGGGGCAAUGGAAUUUUUGUGGUUAAUCUUGCAGUUCGUGAGUGCACGUGCAAGAGGUGGCAACUCUCUGGCCUCCCCUGCAUGCAUGCCGUAGCUGUGUUCAACAGGCUUGGGCGCUCUUUCUAUGACUUCUGCUCAAAUUUCUUUAGAAUAGACUACUACCGGCUGACGUACUCGGGUACAAUCUUCCCAAUACCUGACAUGGAUGGCUUCGAUUUUAGUGCCAGGGCGAAUGAAAUCCCGCCUCCCAAGCAACGUACAUCAGACAAACCAAGAAGGAAACGGUCUAACCCCAACAAGACAAGCACUCUUAUACGACUCUGCAGCAGGUGCAAGCAAACAGGCCACAACAAGGCAACCUGUGAAGUUGAGUUUGUAGACAGAAGCAACCUCUUGAUGUCCACUCUCUAGCGUGUACAGCUCGUCAGCAGUGUCAAAGGUCAAAAGCUUCACAGCUGCGGAGAACAUGGUGGUUUGUUUCUCUCAUGGAUGAAUUGUGUGUGACCAAGCAAAGCCUCCUCAGUGCUCUGAUUGUUGCUGGGAGUUGUAGUUUCUUCGUUGGAAGGAGAGAAAAAUUUUCAUUCAUAGGAUGAUGUUGCUGAAAUAGCAUAGAGAUGGUUCUUAGCAGUUGAGAAUUGUAGGCAGUCCGUAGUUUCAUUAUAAUUUUGCCUGCCCGUGCGAGGGUUAGUUUUAGUUGUAACAUGUAGUAAUCGUCUGAAUCUUUUUUAGUAGAUAGAAAAGUAAAGGUGAUCCCUAUUAUAUUGCUCUGUUGACAGUGCUAAUUUUCGGCAACAUGAUAUUCUAAAGUUGAGGUGAUCCCUAUUUGUUGUGGUAUCCAAGUCCAGACUUGAAGCACUGAAGACCAGAAGAAAGAAAUCAACAAUUUGGUACGGUAUUUCCAUCCAAAACCCGGUACAGAGGCUGGAACCUCUUUUUUUGUUCUUCCAUUUUCCAAAGACAAUCCAUCCAAAGACGGUAAAUACACAUUAGGCAGGUAAAGCAAACCAGUUUUAUAUAUUCAUCACUCUGGACCGAUCAUUACAGAGACACAUGCAGAGAUGCAUCAUGCCUGCAUGGUUUAUUUGCAAU
Messenger RNA from Panicum virgatum (switchgrass), 3451 nucleotides. RefSeq lists its product as uncharacterized. Gene Ontology annotation, molecular function: protein binding; zinc ion binding. The coding region runs from base 281 to 2773 and encodes 830 amino acids. NCBI's taxonomy places the organism in Eukaryota, Viridiplantae, Streptophyta, Magnoliopsida, Poales, Poaceae. The transcript has 7 exons. The record is from RefSeq and is a predicted model, not a curated record.